Molecule: messenger RNA, 2793 nt
Organism: Plectropomus leopardus (leopard coralgrouper)
Lineage: Eukaryota; Metazoa; Chordata; Actinopteri; Perciformes; Serranidae
Gene: klhl22
Product: kelch-like family member 22
Biological process (GO): protein monoubiquitination; positive regulation of TORC1 signaling; proteasome-mediated ubiquitin-dependent protein catabolic process
Cellular component (GO): nucleus; Cul3-RING ubiquitin ligase complex; cytosol
Molecular function (GO): protein binding
Source: RefSeq, a predicted model, not a curated record
CGACCGUGCAGCCGUUUCACGAAGAAGUUGGUGUCACCGUGACCAAACUGUUGAUGCAAAACGGUUUGUUUUCGACGAGCACGAAGAUAUUUUCGUGCAGUCGCUUUGCUUGAGUUUUGCGGUGUUACGGUGUCAAGCCUGCUGUUUUUGUAACGUGUUACAUCAGUUAGCAGGCUAACCAACAGAUAGCGUGCUAGCUUGUGUUUUUACUAACUUCACGUUAGCCGACAGCGCAGUGACAGCUAACACUAGGUUGACGGAAGUGCGUAUGUGUGUAAUUAUUUACUUUCACGUCUUUUAAAUGCUCUGCAGAUAAGGGUAUGACGUGAAUUGCGUGCAUUAGUUGUUACAGAUCCGUAACGUUAACGUUACACUUGAUAUUUCCAACCGUAACCACCCUUAGUUAGCCGCUAGCUAACAGUUGUAGCGCAAAUUUAUAUGAACUAUGUGAAUGAAUACUCAUAAUUCAGUUAAUAGCAGACAGACAAAAGGGAUGAAGCCUGAACACCGACACCCUGCCAUGGCUGAGGAUGGAAAGCUGAGUCCAAUGGGAGGACGCGCCUGCUCAUCAGGCCGCCCGGGCCGACAGACCUACAAAAGUUCAGCCCAUUUCCGCAGCCUGCUGGACGGCCUGCUGGCGCUCAGACAGAGUGGCAUCCUGUUUGAUGUGGUGCUGAUGGUGGAGGGUCGACCCAUCCAAGCCCACCGUAUACUUCUGGCAGCCUCUUGUGAUUAUUUUAGGGGAAUGUUUGCUGGAGGCCUUCGAGAGACACAGCAGAAGGAGAUCCCAAUUCAUGGAGUAUCUCACUUGGCUAUGAAAAAAAUACUCGACUAUAUCUACACGUCAGAGAUCGAGUUAGACCUGGAGUGCGUGCAGGAAGUCCUGAUAGCUGCCACGCUAGUACAGCUUGAGAUUGUCAUCGGCUUUUGCUGCGAUUUCCUUUUCUCCUGGCUGGAUGAGAGCAACAUUUUAGAGGUCCAUGAUCUGGCUGAUCUGUACGGACUGCAACAACUUAACGCCAGGGUCCACUCCUACAUCCUCAGGAACAUCCAGACUUUGUCUCGCAGCGAUGUGUACCGGCAACUUCCCCAAGAUCAAGUCUUCAGUGCGCUGAGCAGUGACGAGCUUCAGGUGAACAGCGAAAACGAAGUGUACGAGGCGGCGCUUCACUACCACUACAGUCCUGUGCAGGUGGAAACUGACCAGGUCUACUUGCAGGUCAGUCCCAAGGACAACCUCAAGAUGCUGGAUGCUGUGCGUUUCUGCCUGAUUGAGAAACAAGUGUUGCAGAGGCUGCACGGCAGACUGAACCAGUGUCCACUAAAGGAUUCUGUGUCAGCCGCCCUAAAGUACCAUGAGCAGGAGAUCUGGCAACCCGUCCUGCAGACUCCUCUCACCCAGCCACGGUCUACCUUCCGUUGUAUACUGGGCUUUGGGGGGAUGUUCACCUCCAGCUCCCUCACAGACAGCGAGCAUUUGUUUCAAGUGUUCCACCCAAGCUGGAGGGAGUGGAGGACUCUCACUGCGGCUCACGCUCCCCGGAUGUCCAACCAGGGCAUCGCUGUGCUCAACAACUUUGUUUACCUAAUCGGAGGAGACAAGAACACCAGUGGAUUUCGUGCAGAGACCCGCUGCUGGAGAUAUGACCCUCGUCACAACAGCUGGUGCAACAUCCAGCCUUUGCAGCAACAGCAUGCUGACCACUGUGUUUGUGUGAUGGGCGGCCAUAUUUAUGCCAUCGGGGGACGGGACUACAGCAAUGAACUGGACACAGUGGAGCGCUACGACCCGCACACCAACACCUGGGAAUUUCUAUCACCCCUGAAGAGAGAGGUGUACGCCCAUGCCGGAGCAGUGCUGGAUGGGAAAAUAUAUAUAACGUGCGGGCGCAGAGGAAUGGCGUACCUCAAAGAAACCUACAGUUUUGACCCUGUGGCCAAUCAUUGGUCAGCAUGUGCAGAGGGGCCGGUGGAGCGGGCUUGGCACGGCAUGACUGCUGUAAAUGGACGUGUUUAUGUUAUUGGUGGAAGCAAUGACGAGCGUGGAUAUCGGCGUGAUGUCCUGAAGGUGGCGUGCUUUCACCCGGAAGCCAACUCUUGGUCUUUACUGACCCCCCUCCCCGCGGGACAUGGAGAACCCGGCAUAGCCGUGCUGGACAGUCGCAUCUACGUCCUGGGAGGACGCUCUCAUGACAAAGGCAACAGGAUGAAAUACGUCCACGUGUACGACACCGACACAGACGAGUGGGAGAAUGAGACGGAAUUUAGGGAGCGUGUCUCCGGCCUGGCAGCCUGCGUGGUGCUCAUAUCCCCUGCUGUGAUCGCCGAGGCCAGGAGCUGGGAGCAGCGCACCAAGGCUUCAUGGGAAGAAGUGGACAUUGACAACUCAGAGGACUCUAGUGAGGACUGAAGCAGCUGCUGAACUGACCGUCUGAGCACUGGAGACUGUCACGCACUUUUCUUACACAGCAUGUUGGAGGACUUUUUUUUGUGGCAGUGGUUGUGAGCAUCGUGCACUUCUUGCACGCUGACCACUUUGAGUGCCUCUGAACCAAAGUGUCAUUCAGGUUCAGGACCUUUGCAGACUUUUUGGGUACUUUUCAAAUAUCUCUUAAGAUAAUUACACUCUGCCCAUGACUCCCUGCUAAAAUGUUGGUGUUUUUGACAGUGAUCCCUCAUGAUUGCCUCUCAUUAUAGCUGCCUCUGCAUCAUUUAUCAUUGGGACAGGGUUAGUUAGGUCAUGGAAAACCUGGAAAAUUCAUGGCAUUUUAACAAUCACAUUUUCCAGGCCUG